UCGGCGAGUUCUGUAAAAGUUCUUAUAUCCGCGCUGGGAAACUGUGAUAUUUCCAAAGCGCUUGUUGCUUCUGCUUGUUAGUAAUAAUGACGUUGGACUUCAGCGUGACCAUGGUUUCGAGUUAUGAUAGCUCCCAUCCGUCAGAAAACAUUUCGAACAGCACAGGCGCUGUAUUCUGGACGACCACCGGCACUUACCCUCAAUCGUUCGUUGUGAGUCUCAAACAGCCAAGCUUCAUUAAAAGCCUCGAAUUUUUUUCAUGCAACGUAAAGGAACUGAGAAUUGAGGCCACUGCCGAAAGCGAGCCAAGAAACUUCGAGGAGAUUACACAACAAGAGAUUCCGGCUGGAAAUUUACAGAAAACGACUGUUUCAGAAAUUAACGGAGAUUUCCAGCAUCUGCGAAUAUUAAUCCUGUCAGGACACGAGCACUUUGCAUCAGUCCAUGAUUUGACCAUCUCCUAGAUAGCUGCGGUUGCUGACAACGCGGACAGACCCUGCGAUUAACAACAGACUGAGUGAAAACAGACAGAAGAAAGGUCAAGUUUUGAAUCAAAAGGAUCUCAUAUUUAUUUGGAUUAUAGAGAAAAAUAGAAAUGCAAAACCAACUCUAAAUUCAUCACUUAAAAUAGACCUAUUUCUAGUCUCUCAGAUGUCUCGAUUGAUCCUUUAACGCACCCGCUGAACAUUUGAAACGCUUCCUAGAAUAUCAUAAUAAAUGCAAUUCUACCGUUUCACAGCCUCGGUAUCUGUAACUUUUUUUUUAAAUGAAUUUUUUUAAAUUAUUUUUGACUGACAAUUUGGCGUAAAGGCAGUAAUUUUAUUUAGAAUAAGAACAUAAAAUCUAAGUACAUCAUUCACUUUAUUUAAACACACGCACACACAUAUAUAUAUAGUUAUAACAUCCUACAUCAUGUUAUUGAUUGCAGUUUCUCCUUUUGUUUAGACCUUCAACGGGAUUUUUAGCGCGUUCAACAUUUAAUCUCUGGUAAAUAUUAAAAGUUGUCUAGACCUUGUACAGAACGUAUCUUACACGGGGUGCAUCUAUGUGGGGAUGCGGAGUACUCUCUAGGGGCUUCAUCGAUUAGAAAAAUAUGCGAAUGUGCAUUUAUCUUAGCGAAGCAAAAUAAAGAUUGUCGGCGCCUGUCACAUGUUACGUGUCUAAGGUAACGCUUUUCUCAUGUUAGCAUUAAGUCAGUAUAAGCUUUGUUUGUAUGUGUGUACGGCUCCUAAUAGUAAUUAAAGUGCGUACCACACCCCGAUAACGUUUUAAUUAAUACAUAUUACCGGGGAUCAUCGCAGUAGUUUGCCGAAUUGAACGAUCUCUGCUCGUACAAGGCUUAAUCGUUUCUCCUAUAAACAUCGCAAGAAAGUCGAGGAUUGUUAUUGCUUUCGAAGGCAAAACAUGUUGGCUUUGAAUUCAACGAUAUCGUUCCCUUUGAUGAAUUUAAGGUAUUGAAGAACCUUUCACUAUAUGUACUGUUCUGUGUCCUUUACAUUGACCAAAAUGCACACAGUUUUUUUGGUGACACACUCUGAUCAGCCUCUAUACAAACACAAACGUAGUCGCUACACAGCGUUUUUCAACUUAGGAUACAACACUUUGGUAAUUUCUUCUGUCACCUUUAAUUUACUUUAGUUUGUUAUAUUAGUAAUAAUUAGAAUCGUGUUAUAUAAUAUGCGACAUUUCGUAGUAAAACAAAGAUCAUACGAUGUUCGACACCACAAUCGUCGUUGCCGCGCGUUGUUUCCAUGACGACCAAUUUCAAAUGCAGUACCCGGUUGUCGAAACAAUCCUAGGCAGACAUGCUUUGCUCACGAUGCCUUGCACAGGUUGAAACCAAGGCGGCUCCUCUCACUUUAGGCACCGUUUUGCGAGGUUUGCACGAGUUUAAUGGUAGACACAGAUGGACGACCUCGAUUUUAUCGGCGUGAGCUUUUCAUAUUCCCUGAGAACUUUACACAACUUUGUACGGUGUAAUUAGCUGACACGAAUCUCGGAAACUAAGCAACCCGCAAUUAAUUGACCGGUAUUCUAUGACGUGCCUUAAUGACGAAUCUAACAAUUCUCGAACAUUAUAUCUGCUGUUUAUCCUUUAAUAUUACAAAAAAAUACUUUUAAGUGAGAAUCCAAAAUUGGUUCACACUUCAAUAGGUAACUAUUAAAAAUAGAAAACAAAAGAUAAAGCACAUAAAUUACAUUCAUAUCAACCGGCAAUGGUCGAGUAUUCACCGUUAAUUUUUCAGUUUGGACUCGUAACUAUUUUCAGUCAGCUUUUCCACCGAAACCUUAGCAGUAAACCACUACCGCUACCAAACAAAAUGACUAUUACUAAUAUUAUUCUUCACGAAGUCCACUUAUCUAAACGUUAUCACAUUGCCAUUGAAACACCAUUGAGAAUCUACGUUUAAUUAUAAAAACACAUAAGAAUCAGCCAUUUUAAUCGGGUGCACGAGAAGUAGAUACACAAGCAGUGUCGACAAGUCUAACAUUAAAGGUUCAUUGUACCGACGAGCCGUAAACGGAAUAGUUUGGUCUUAAUAUUCAAACUCAUAAAUAAACAAUUUAUUCAUAAUAGUAAUUGUUAUUACAUGUGCGAAUGCCGGAAAUAUGACAGAAAGAACAAAAUGAGAUAUACUUAACCAGACGUUAUUAUUACUGUUACUCGUUUAACGUCCGAAGCAGGCGCAACCGGGGUUCGUCGUUUUGUAAAUAGCCAUGUUUUAGUUUUCCAUUCAUCACGCAAACAUUCACUUAUGAUUAUAUAUAUACGUAAUACCCGGUGUAAACGAAGUUACAUUCAUCUGAAUCGUCACUCUUCGACGGCGAUCCUCGCAAAUAAGUACGUACCAUACGUCGUAGAGUGUUUUACUAUAUAUUCUUCUUUUUGGUCUCAAAAAUUUACUUUUCUUUGAUCUAUCGUUUCCGCUACACUCACCCAAUGGCCAAUUUUUACAUCCGGAACAAGAAAGGUCCGACAUGCUCGCGUGUCUCGUCCCUCUGCAUCAUUUCGUUUUCAAAGAGAAACGCAGUUUCAUUUCGGAUGAGGCUGGAUUGAUUGCGACGUUUAUUGAUUAAAUAAAGAAACCGUCAGUAUCCUAAGCCGCCUGUCGGUCUUUCUUAUGUGGCCACGUUUUUCAUCAUUCUGUUCUUUCCCAGCAGAUGUGGGAAACUCUAGAUUUAUUUAGACAAAACGAUAACCACUCGCUACUCUAGCACUUGACCCCUAUUUAUUUAUAUCUUUAUUUGCCUUGUUGGUGAUGCAUAUUUUUGUCAAUGAAUUUUCGCGUCACCAAUGAGUGCUAUCAACGAAUCAGACCUAGUGGUUCAUACAAAAUCAAUAUCUAUCUAUACAAAUUGAUAAUAGGGACAUUUCAUUAUUUCAUAGUAGUAUGAAAUCGAUGAAUCCAUUUGAAAUAUACAUGCACUACCGCUUAACCAUCUUCGGCACAUUUUCCGGACUCAUUCUAACCGAACAGAGACCUUUCUGUUGGUCGACUUUUACCAACCUCGUCGUACCCAUAUAUAUAACGAAUAGACGACGGCCAAUCUCUCCGUUGUUUGUUGAUACACCACAGCCAUGCCUCUCUCUGUUUCGCAAAUGACUUUCUACAAUUUGUAUAAUAAUUUGAAUAAGUCUUAUGCAGUAAUUUCUAUAGCUGCUACGUGUUGUCGUCACUCUGAAUGUUCGUUACACGGCACUGGUCGGAGCUCAUUCCUAUCAUUAUUCGGCAAAGCGUUUUGGCAGGUCAAAAUCCUAUAGCCAUUUUUCCCUACUUUCGUUCUGUAAUAAGUGUAAAGUGUGUUGAUAUUUAGUGUUGCCUCGACAAAUGGAACGAGGCUGUGUCACCCUGAUUGUUGCUUUCUUUUCGUUGAUAUACACACCAUAGAAAUGUUCUAUUGCAAAGCUUCAAGCAAAACUUUGCCACGAUGACCCCUUCCGAUUCUCCGUAUAGAUUUAUUAUAAUACACCUUUCAAAUGUUAUUCCUAGAGUGAUAGUCGGACCUGGUAUCCCAAUGGCAUAAAUGAGCAGCCUAGAAAUUACUUUUUCGGAACCCUGAAUGACAAUCGACGGCUGUCUUGACACAUUAGUCAUUACCAGAUAUGUCAAUAAGAACCCAUAAUUGGCAGGGGUUUGUUUGUACGCCGCAGUCUUUCCUACUAAUUGCUAAGUAGACAGCACCUGUACUAAAACUAAUCUAAAAACCUACUUCAAUGUUCUUCAACACAACGCAGACGAUGUUAUAAGAUAUCAAAAAACCGGCGACUUUUCUCCGCUCGUAGAAUCUCGAUAGCUUCCUAAUUGCAAUGGACAUAGUUGUAUCGACCAAUCUCCACAAUUAACGAUGUGUUCUUUCAGCACUUUUGUUUGUCGACAGCAACUACGGAAAAUCGCACAAAAAACUCGUAACAGAUUAAAUAGAGACAUAUCAUUUUUUUGUUGUAUAUUUCUGUUAAGCAUCAAGUCAUCAUGAUUAUUCAGACUGUCUUAUUCAAAACUCUGAGUCGAAACAUGCAGGCAAUCUUAUAAAAGGCUGAGCGCGCUACCUGUAGGCCUCGUUCAACAUCGAAAUGAUAGUUACCGCAUUUCUUCCAUUACAUAUCGUUUUGAGGCAAAUAAGUCUCUUUUAUGCCAGGCACAUUACAUUAGCUUUCUAAAAAAAUCAAUGCUUGCCAACACUAGUAAUAACUGGACGGAUGCAAUUUUUCUCGGCAAGUUUGCGAAACCAUGGGUGUCUUUUUCAUUCACUUUCAGUUGAAUUUCAGAGUAUACCCAACUUUUAAUUAGCGGUUUGUUUCCGACGUCUCUGGACAUCCUGAAUCUAACUUACUCCCUAAUAAGAAUACAAUACUAUUCGCCAGUUAGUCGAAUUUGGGUCGUAGCUAUGAAAACCAUAGUAAAACGGAGGACAGACAAAUCAUGUUUAUAGUAUCUUAUAUCAUUAACCCAGAAAGAUCAUUAGCUGUCUCAUUGAGUUGACCUCACCAGCGAUAAGAGAAUAAUCGACUUCACAGGGAGAUUUUUGUACUAGAAAAUCAACGAAGUGCAAUAUUUUUGUUGCACGGUAGAAAACCGAUUACUAAAUACAUUGCCAAAACUUACCCAAUCCUUUGCUCUGAAAUCUUCUCUGUUUCACCCUUGCCCAUGGAUCAGAUCAAGCGGCGGUUUCAUGAUUCAAAAUAACAUUUCUCUCUUUUUAUUAUUUAAACCUACGAACGGUUGUCUGUUAAUUGGUUUUGUGUUUGUGUUGUAGAUGUCUUAUUGUUGUGUUCGGCUCGACGUACACCCAUUUUAGCAUCUUAACGCUUUUUCCAUUAUACGCUCGUGUGUCCACAACAUUGAUUUUUC
Messenger RNA from Varroa destructor (honeybee mite), 5351 nucleotides. Its product is annotated as intraflagellar transport protein 25 homolog. Gene Ontology annotation, cellular component: cilium; intraciliary transport particle B. The record is from RefSeq and is a predicted model, not a curated record. Gene Ontology annotation, biological process: intraciliary transport. Lineage: Eukaryota; Metazoa; Arthropoda; Arachnida; Mesostigmata; Varroidae.